This is a messenger RNA of Punica granatum (pomegranate), 883 nucleotides long. The record is from RefSeq and is a predicted model, not a curated record. Lineage: Eukaryota; Viridiplantae; Streptophyta; Magnoliopsida; Myrtales; Lythraceae.
CGACCACCACACCCUCGGAGGGUAUCGGCGAAAUCUAACCCGACGUUCGUCCCAGCCGCGCAUCAGAGCAGGAGGAAAUGUGAGUGCUUCGAUCUGCACAACGAGCUCGUUCCCUACGGGGAGGCAUGGGCGUGGCAGAAGGACAUAGUCAGGAAGAAGAAGGCCCUGAUUGAGAACGACCAGGAUUGCCCGGACACUCUGAUAGCGCUGCAGCACCACCCCGUGUACAUUGGGACGCGGAGCUCGGAGGAGUUCCUCCGUUUCGACCCGAAGGCUGCUCCUUGCGAUGUUUAUCGGACCGAACGAGGGGGAGAGGUCACAUACCACGGGCCCGGUCAGCUUGUUAUGUACCCUAUUAUCAAUCUCCGAAAUCACAAGAUGGAUCUGCAUUGGUACCUCAGGUCACUUGAGGACGUGGUCAUUCGCACUCUUCUCUCGACAUUCUCCAUCAGGGCUUCUCGGCUCCAGGGUUUCACUGGUGUCUGGGUUGGAGAUCAGAAAUUGGCAGCAAUUGGGAUCCGCGUAUCUAGUUGGAUAACUUAUCAUGGUUUGGCUCUGAACGUCACCACAGAUCUGACUCCCUUUCAGCGGAUUGUUCCGUGUGGGAUACAAGACCGAGGAGUUGGAAGCUUAAAGGGCCUUCUGAAGGAGAAUUCACAAUCUGAGCAAAGGGGGGCACCUUCAGAUGAUGGUGAACUGAUUCAUAUUACCUAUAAUUCUCUGAUUAGAGAAUUUUCAGAAGUUUUUCAGCUCGAAGUUUGUCAGAGAUCCGCCUCCUCAUCAAGCAUGUUAAAGAAAGAAGCACAACUCAGUUAACUAGGGAAAGCGUUGCUCUGUAUUAAUUUUAUGGGAUAUUCUGGUAAACCUCUUCGGUGCUGAAUAG